Hansenula anomala is the source of this 1314-nucleotide messenger RNA. RefSeq names its product N-acetyltransferase (gene SLI1). Gene Ontology annotation, molecular function: N-acetyltransferase activity. Bases 1 to 1314 code for a protein of 437 amino acids. The record is from RefSeq and is a predicted model, not a curated record. Lineage: Eukaryota; Fungi; Ascomycota; Saccharomycetes; Phaffomycetales; Wickerhamomycetaceae. The transcript has a single exon.
AUGACUCGACAAAUUGAAGGAUUGGAGAAGCGUAAUUACUACAGAAACCUAUUGAGUACGUACUCUUGUUUCAUUGUUGGUGGAAGACUAAACAUCAAAUUCGAAAAUAAAGAUGUAUUACGUGAGGCUGUUCGUCAGUUAUUUGAAUCAAGAAAACAGCUUCGUCUCAACGUCUUUAAAGACGAUCAAAACAAUACACUGGUUGAGAAAGAGAUUGAAAAUGGAUGGGAUUCUAAAGAAGUUGUCGAAUUCAUGAAUACCAGUGAGGACUAUUCCAUUACCGAAAUUUUGAAUGAUCUACACGAAAAGACUUUCAAGCUUGAAGUCCAGAAACCAAUGUGGAAAAUUGUUGUUGUGAACCAAGAAUGGAUCAUGGUCCUUUGUGAUCAUACACUAUAUGAUGGUACCACUGCUGCCUUGAUUCUCGAGGACUUGCUGACUCUGUUGAACAAGGAGGGCCUCCCGGUUGACAAAGAUCUGAAUCUUUCAAAGUUUGUGGAAUUGACAACCCCAUCAUAUACCUAUACAACUUGCAAAAUCUUAGAGCAUUUCUCACCUAACUUUAUGAAACCUUUUUUCAAGAGUAUGUUCAGUUAUGGCUCGAAAUAUGAAGCAUUUGAUGGGCCAGGAUGGGUUGAAAAUGCUGGUACUAAGGAAAAAACAUUCAGAACUCUGAAACAGCUGAUUAGUAUCGAUAUGGAAGACUUUAUGAAAUUAAAGAAACUCAUUGAUCUCCAUGGUGUGAAAUUUACUGCAUUUUGGGUAUAUCUAAGUAUCAUUUCGUUAUCCAAGAUAAAAAACCAUGAUAAUAUUAAAGUGUCAGUUCCUUGUAACUUGAGAUCUCUUUUGCCUUCUAAUUUUGAGAAUCAUUAUGGACUGUUUGUUUCUGCUGUGUUUUUAAAUUUGAAACCUGUGGCCACAGAAAAUAUUGAUUGGGAUUAUGUUAAGUUCAUUAAUUCUACAAUUACAAGAAAUGAGUUGAUCAAAGGUGCAUCGCUCAUUGGGAUGCUCAAAUAUGUUGAUCCAAAGGAAGGCGUUUCAAAAGAGGCAACAUCUCCUAGGAAGACAACAUAUGAGAUAUCAAACCUUGGCCUAAGAAAAAUCCCAACUUUGGACAAUCAAGUUUAUUCAUUUGAUGAGUUUAUUUUCUCUCAACCAAAUAGUUUAACAGGUACACAGCUAACAAAUAGUGUUAUAUCAAGUUCAAAAAAGGUAAAUAUUGUUGUGGAUGGUACACCAGAAACCAAGAGUUUUUAUCAUCAGUAUGUACAGAUCUUGAAUUCUCAGUUACAAGAGAUCUUGUCAAGUAUAUGA